AUGUCAUCUGGAAACCUGCAACCACUUCUUGCAGAAUAUUUGAUUCUAUCUUUACCUCAAUCAACGAAUGCUCAGCAAUGGUUAGAACAGUCAUUGAACAAUGGUAAACAACCGUUGUUCAAGUUGAACGUGCCUGAUUUCCAAAGUGGGACAUUGGAUUCGCUUGUCCAAGAGAGUGAGGAAAUUAGCAAGAUUGACCAACAAUUAGGUGCCUCCGUGUCAAAGGUUGUUGAUAUCGUGAACAGUGUUAAUGAAUCCAAGAACCCUUCUCGUGUUGUUCAGUCAAGAUCGGUAUUUGACUAUGUACAAAACUUUCAAUGGAAUUCAUCGAAAUAUAGGUUGGACAAGCCAAUCAGCCAAUUGGUAAAGAUAAUUGCCAACGAAGCGUUGGCUUUAGAUAAUGAUGUUAGGGCUUCCUACCAGGCUUAUCAAACGGCAAAAUCCAACUUUUUGGCUGCAGAUAGAAAGAAAAACGGUGACUUGUCAAUCAAGUCAUUGCAUGAUGUUGUUAAGCCAGAGCAAUUUGUGCAGGAUUCAGAGCAUUUGAUCACCUUACCAGUUGCUGUUCCCAACAAUCUUGUGUCCGACUUCAAAAACAAUUACGAAACUUUGACUUCGUUUGUUAUACCCAGGUCAGCCGAAGUAAUUGAGAAGGAUAAAGAUUUCACCUUGUUUGCUGUUACAUUGUUCAAAAAGUAUCAACAAGAAUUCAUCAACAAUGCACGAGAACGCAAGUGGCAUCCUCGUACCGACUUUGUUUACGACGAUGAAGUACUCAACAACUUGAGAAAGGAAUUCGAUACUACAAAGGCAGCCGAAGUGAAGCUGAAGAACGACCUCAUAAGAUUGAGCAAGACGGCGUACCUGGACAUAGUUGCAAGCUGGUUUCACAUUAAAGUUAUUAGGGUGUAUGUCGAGGCAGUAUUGAGAUAUGGUUUACCACCUCAAUUUGAUAACUUUUUACUUAAAUUUGAAGGUUCCAACUUAAAGAGUGUUGGUAAAGCCAAAAAGGAGUUGAUUGAAAAAUUUGGGUACCUUGGUGGAGACGGAUAUUCAAACAAGGCCAAUUUGCACGAGUACGCUUCAUUGGUGGACACCGAUUACGAACCAUUUGUUUUGUAUGAAUUCGAAAUUGUCUAG
Molecule: messenger RNA, 1140 nt
Organism: Lodderomyces theae
Lineage: Eukaryota; Fungi; Ascomycota; Pichiomycetes; Serinales; Debaryomycetaceae
Gene: VMA5
Product: H(+)-transporting V1 sector ATPase subunit C
Exons: 1
Coding region: 1-1140 (379 amino acids)
Biological process (GO): proton transmembrane transport
Cellular component (GO): vacuolar proton-transporting V-type ATPase, V1 domain
Molecular function (GO): proton-transporting ATPase activity, rotational mechanism
Source: RefSeq, a predicted model, not a curated record